Molecule: messenger RNA, 2732 nt
Organism: Saccostrea cuccullata (small rock oyster)
Lineage: Eukaryota; Metazoa; Mollusca; Bivalvia; Ostreida; Ostreidae
Exons: 9
Coding region: 1860-2687 (275 amino acids)
Source: RefSeq, a predicted model, not a curated record
UUGGUUUCCUACAAUGUUUACAGCAUCAUUAUUUUUUUAAUUGUUAUGAAAUUUUGAUUGUUGUCGUUCAACUUACAACAUUUUUUGCUGCCCAAUUCAUAAGAGAUAUAGAUAUCACAUGCCUGAUCAGAUUGAUGAAAUGAAUAUUAUUAAGGAAGUCUUUUAACAGCUUGAGUAAAUGUAUUAGCUAAGCUUAAAGUGUGUAAUAUGAAGUAUCAGAUGCAUUGCAAUGGUCAUAAUUCACAAUGUAUAUUAAAUUCAUCUUGACAUGUAUGAUCUCCAAACCUGAUUAACUUCGAUGACACCUUUGGGUUGGAAAUGAGGAGUUUAAGUAACUCUGUUGGUUUUAAUAUCCAAAAUGGGAUGUCGUUCUGAUCUGUUCCCUAUAGAAAUGGAAAAUUUCAGGCUACAGUGCAUUUCUUUUAACAUGUUUAAUUUAGUAAUUUAAAUUUAGUCUUGAAAAAAGUCUGUAAAUGUAAAUCUUUGUAAUAUAAGUACUUGUACCUUUGUAAUCAUAUCCUCCCAAUUCAAAUUUCCAAAUUGUAGACUUUUAAGUCUUAAAAGAGAGGGAACAUCUGACACACCAGCUUCUUUCAACAUAAACAGUACAAAUUUAACAACCUCUUCACUCUGUGAAAAAAAAGGAACAAAUUUGAUUAUGUUAUUUAGCUCACCUGAGCCGAAGGCUCAAGUGAGUUUUUCUUAUCACAUUUUGUCCGCUGUCAGCCUAGCUGUCAGUUCAUCUGUCCAUCUGUAAACUUUUCACAUUUUCAACUCCUUCUCAAGAACCAAUGGACCAAAUUAAACCAAACUUGGUACAAAGUAUCCUUGGCUAAAGGGAAGUUUAAAUUUUAAAAUGAAGGGUCAAGUCUCCUUACAAGGGGACAUAAUCAACAAAAGACAAAAAUAGGGAGAGGUCAUUAAAAAUCUUCUCAAGAACCACUGGGCAAGAAAAGCUGAAACUCAUGUGGAAGCAUCCUGGGGUAGUGUAGAUUCUUUUGUGUGUGUGUGUGUGUGAGAGGGUGUGUGCAUGGUGUGUGCACUUUGUUUUUUUUAUUUGUUUGAGGGCCGGGGGUGGUUGGUUGUGGGGUAAAUAUAUAGGCUAUUGUAAAACUUGCUUUUAUAUUGUGUGUGUGUGUGAGAGAGAGAGAGAGAGAGAGAGAGAAUGUUUAUCAAUUUUGGAUGUUCACUUUAUCAUAAACUAUAAGAAAAUCAUCAUGGAAUCUGGUGCUUAACAUUACGCAGUGCAUAUAGAAAUGCGUUGUUAUUAGGUAUGUACAUGUACCGUGAUAAUAAUUUACUUACCACGGGAUGCGAUGCUGAACUCAUAAACACGUAACACAGCAUUUCAAUUUUUGAGGAAAACGGGUGCCAAUCUCCUUGGGCUUGGACACAAGGUUCUGGUGUUGUUACGUGUACUAAAGGUUCACUACUGGCAGAAUUAUAAGCAGUCCCAGUGGCAGUGCUGCCAACAUCGUCAUCGGCAUCCGCUAUGAAUUCCGAAUAACUGUUUGCAAAAAUGACGCUUUCGUUUGGUGGCUCAUGGUGUUCAAGCUGCAGGGAACAUAAAUUUUUGUGCUUUUGUGACUGCAGAUGCUUUUCAAAAUUGGCUUUCCUAUUUGUUUGAAAAUUGCAGAUAUUGCAAUUCAAGUCUUCUGCAGCGUCCGCGUCCGCCAUAAUUGUUUACCUAGGUUUCACUGAGAACCGAAGGGAUACGGAAAUAUUAUGUAUAGCAUGAAUUUUCCAAUACUCGCAAAAAAAAAGAUUCUAAAAACAAGCCUGUCAAUUGUUUAGUUUUUUUAAUGAUAAAUAAGGUCUUCGAUCGGAAGAAAAUUAAAGAAAAACGUAACUAAAAGGCGAUGAUAAUCCAACUUUGGCCUACAUUAUCCCUUUCGGAACCCUUCAAAAGCAGACGUCAUAAGGGGAAAUCCAAGAUGACAGACGCAUUUGCGGAUUCACAAGAGACAAUUCCCGAGUCCAUCGCUGCUGGACAUGAGAGCCAAGACCUCUUCAAUGAAAAUAAUGAAAAUCCAGGCAGCAAAAAUGAUGAAAUAAUUAGAAAGCUAGACAAACUUGCGGGGGAGAUUUCCCUCCUUCGCAAGGAAAUCAGAGAACUAAAGGAAAAGCAGCCUACUACAGACCUCAUUACCAGCCCAAAGUUCACCAUGGACACGGCAAAAUGCAAGAGGAGAUAUACUUUAUAUCUGAGGAGUCGGUUCUCCUGCCGUCCAUGGCUAGAUGUGAAAAAUGAUGACUUUAGGAAUGAGAUUCACACAUGUCUGGCCAUGGACGGCAUGAGGACGAAUCCUGCUGCUAUGCAGGAAAUGGUGUCCUUUGGGUUAUCAAAAUUUACUGAGCUUAGAAACCAGUUUAGGAGAAAGAUUUUAGCAGACAAGGCCAUCAUACCUGCCAAGCCCCUGGGAGAACUAUGUGUCUACCUCUUCCAAAACUAUUGCAAGGCAGAUGAAUGCAUCCUCUCAGUGGAGAGGAUGCAUGCCUCACUUGUAUUAAGACACUUUCUUCACAAGAAGAAGUAUUUUAAUACAGGAGAGUCGACUGCCUUCUGGGCAGACUUCAAGGCCUUUUUGGAAGAGAUCGAGAAGGAUGAACGCCCCCAGAAAUGGGAAAGACUCGAGGAUAUUGAUAGAAGAAGGACUGAAAGGGUCAGAGACAACACAGAAGAAUAAUGUACAUGUACCAUAGAGGGAAAUUAAAGAUUUAUGAAUUCUGAA